AUGUCGGGAGAAGGAGAGCCCAACCACAACGCGCUUGCACAAAUUCUGCAAGACAUACAAGAACGAUUGGCACGACUAGAGGAGUUACCAAGGAGACCAGAACCUAUUCGGGUCAACUUUCCUAGGCGUGAAGAACCUGUACAAGACCGAGAACGCACACCCCCUGAUUCUCCUCAACGACGAAGAGACCACAGGAACAACGUCCCAAUUGAAGAUGAUGAAGAGGACGAUGAUUUAUGUCGAGAUCAGCCUCGUCGUGCAAGACAUAACGGUAAAGAUAUCAAACUCCAAUUACCUACAUUUGCUGGUCGUGUUAACCCUGAUGCUUUUCUCGAUUGGGAGAGGCGGAUGGAUAAUAUCUUUGAAUGUUAUGAGUAUUCGGAGUACAAGAAAGUGCAAUAUGCUGCUGCACAACUCACCGAUAAUGCCCUAGCAUGGUGGGAUCGCGAAGUCGCAGAAAGGAGGAGAGCACAUUAUGAACCCAUCUCUACUUGGCGUGAAAUGAAACUCAUGAUGAGGAGAAGGUAUGUUCCACCUCAUUUUCAUAGAGAGUUGCAGAAGAAAUACCGUUCUUUAGUGCAGGGGACAAAAUCGGUUGAAGACUACUUCGAGGAAUUUGAAUAUCUUCGAAACCGGUUGGAAUUGGAUGAAAACGAAGAAACGGUGAUGGCACAAUUCGUUGACGGACUGCAAGAACGAAUUUCUCGCAAGGUAGAAAGGGGACGUGGACACUAUGCCAAGGACUGCCCAAACAAUCGGGUCAUGAUUCUCACAGAUGCGGGAGAGUAUGAGUCAAUGGACGAAGAAGAAGCUGAAAUUGCAGAUGAGGAGAUCGAAUACCCGGAUAGUGGUGAGCUAUUGGUUACGAGGCGAGUCUUGAGUACCAUGGCUACUUCUGAAGAGACGGAACAACGAGAGACCAUCUUCCACAGCCGAUGCACCAUAAGAAACAAGGUAUGUGGUUUGAUAAUUGAUAGUGGCUCUUGUACUAACGUUGCAAGUGCAUACAUGGUGAAGAAGUUAGGACUCGAAACGGAGAAGCAUCCUCACCCCUACAAGCUACAGUGGCUUAACAAUCAAGGCGAAAUCAAGGUGAAUGAGCAGGUCAAAAUUCCUUUCAGCAUCGGUAGAUACCAAGAUGAGGUAAUAUGUGACAUAGUCCCGAUGCAAGCCGGUCAUAUUCUCCUUGGACGACCAUGGCAGUUCGAUCGAGAGGUGAAACAUGACGGUAGGACUAAUCAUUAUUCUUUCGUAUUUAACAAGCGAAAAAUUUCUUUAGCCCCUCUAAGUCCUUAUCAAGUGCAUGAGAUGCAAAUGAAAUUGUCAAAGGAAGGCGAGGACAACAAGAGAACAAACUUUUAUGCCAAACCAAGUGUGGUAAGCAAGGCUUUAGUUGAUGCAAGAACUGUACUACUAAUGGUAUUUAAGGAUGUUGUGAGUACAGGUUUUGAUGCACAAGAACUACCUCCGGAGAUUACACGAAUCUUGGAACGAUUCCAAGAUAUCUUUCCGGAAGAGACACCUGCGGGGUUACCACCUAUGCGGGGAAUUGAGCAUCAAAUCGACUUAGUUCCAGGAGCACCCCUUCCUAACCGACCCGCAUAUAGGAUGAAUCCCGAGGAAACAAAGGAACUACAGAAACAGGUACACGAACUUUUAGCUAAAGGUUAUAUACGUGAGAGUUUGAGUCCGUGUGCAGUUCCGGUCUUGCUUGUCCCAAAGAAGGAUGGAACAUGGAGGAUGUGCAUAGAUUGCCGAGCUAUCAACAACAUCACUGUCAAAUACCGACAUCCUAUACCACGCCUCGAUGACAUGUUGGACGAACUUAGUGGAGCCACCAUCUUCUCAAAGGUGGAUUUGAAGAGCUGUUAUCACCAAGUGCGCAUGAAAGAUGGAGAUGAAUGGAAGACCGCUUUCAAGACGAAACAAGGGCUGUACGAAUGGCUUGUGAUGCCCUUUGGCCUUACCAACGCCCCAAGCACGUUCAUGAGGCUCAUGAACCAUGUCCUACGAGCUUUUAUCGGUAAAUUCGUUGUGGUUUAUUUCGAUGACAUCUUAAUUUAUAGCAAAAGUUUUACCGAUCAUGUGACACAUCUUGAGCUAGUCAUGGAGACUCUCCGACGAGAGAAACUUUAUGCCAACCUCAAGAAGUGCACCUUCUGCACUAAUGAAGUUGUUUUUCUAGGAUUUGUUGUGAGUUCGCAGGGAUUACGUGUGGAUGAAGAAAAGAUAAAGGCAAUACGAGAAUGGCCAACUCCUACAACCGUCGCCCAUGUUAGGAGCUUCCACGGAUUGGCUAGCUUCUAG
Messenger RNA from Tarenaya hassleriana, 2307 nucleotides. RefSeq lists its product as uncharacterized. The record is from RefSeq and is a predicted model, not a curated record. Bases 1 to 2307 code for a protein of 768 amino acids. NCBI's taxonomy places the organism in Eukaryota, Viridiplantae, Streptophyta, Magnoliopsida, Brassicales, Cleomaceae. The transcript has 2 exons.